AUGGCUACUGUUAAGGAAAAGAUCCAGAGUUUGAAACAGGAUGAAAAGUUCAUUUCUUUUGAAUUUUUCCCUCCAAAGACUGAUGGAGGGUUUAGAAAUUUACUUGCUAGAUUGAACCGUAUGCUGGCCUUAAACCCAUUAUUUGUCACUGUUACUUGGGGUGCUGGUGGUUCAACUAGCGAGAAAUCGUUAGAAUUGGCUUCCAUGUGUCAAAAGCUGCUUAAUCUUACCACAGUUUUACAUUUAACUUGUACCAAUACCAAUAAGGAAAUCAUUGAUGAUGCCUUGGAAAAGGCUAAAAAGAAUGGCGUUAGAAACAUUUUGGCCUUAAGAGGUGAUCCACCACGUACUGAAGAAUACUGGACUCCAAACUGUGACUUCAACUACGCAGUCGAUUUGGUCAAGUAUAUCAAGAAGCAAUACGGUGAUUACUUUUGUGUAGGUGUUGCAGGAUAUCCAGAAGGUCAUGUAGAUGGAUCUGAUGCUUCUUCGCAAGAUCCAGCUAAAGAUAUUCCUUACUUGGUUGAGAAAGUAGAAGCAGGUGCUGAUUUCGUCAUUACUCAACUCUUUUUCGAUGCUGACAAAUUCAUUAAAUUUGAAAACAUGCUUAAGCAAGCUUCUCCAAUCUUUGAAACUGUACCUUUGAUCCCUGGAUUAAUGCCAGUCACCACGUAUCUGGUUUUCUCAAGAGCAACAAAGUUAUCACAUGCAUCAGUACCCUUGGAAAUACUGCAUCGUUUGAGACAAGUUAGUAAUGAUGAUGAUCAAGUAAAGAGUAUGGGGGUUGAAAUUUUGAAAGAUAUUAUUUCUAAAAUUGAUUCGGAAACUAAUGGACGGAUCAAGGGUUAUCACUUCUACUGUUUGAACUUGGAAAAGGCUGUUGCUUCCAUUGUAUAUGAAUCGGAUGUCUUGAGACAUGUUUUAUCAUAUUCUAGUGAUUCUUUAGAAAAUGAUGUAUUUGAAUCGGAUUCAGAAUCUAUAUCUGAAGUUUCUAUUCCAAAAAGGAGAAGACCAUCAUCAAUAAUGAAUGAAAAUAAUUUAGCUGAAGAUUCUUCGGCUCUACUUACACCUUCAUCUAUUAAAGACGGACAAAAGGCACUUGUUGGUAAGGCUUUAAAUAAUGAAAAGAAAACAUUGGUUGAUAUUAGUACUGGUAAAGGUGUACUUGGGAAAGAAGCAGUAUGGGAUGAUUUCCCUAACGGUAGAUUUGGUGAUUCCAAUUCACCUGCCUAUGGUGAAAUUGACGGGUAUGGACCUACAUUGAAAGUACAAUCGCCUGCUCAGGCCAUGGUGAAGUGGGGUACUCCAGAAUCUAUUAAAGAUAUUACCAAAGUAUUUGUUUCAUAUUUAUCGGGUAAGAUUGAUAUGUUACCAUGGGUAGACUCUUCACUCUCUGCAGAGACAGCAUUGAUUCAAGAAGAAUUGUUUGAAUUAAAUCACAAGGGCUGGUUCUCUUUGGCUUCUCAACCAGCUGUAGAUGGAUGUUCAUCAGUUGAUAAAAUCUUUGGUUGGGGUCCUAAAUUUGGACACAUAUAUCAAAAGUCAUUUGUAGAAAUCUUCAUUCCUAAAACUGAAUGGAAUAAUGUUUUAAAACCAAGAUUACAAUCGUCCAUUGAUGAUUUAAUCGUUACCUAUUACUUGGGUGACAAUAAGGGGAAUAUUGAGUCCAAUUUUCCAUUGGGACGUGACGGAUCUUCGCAUAGCUCCAAGAAUGCUGUCACUUGGGGUGUAUUCCCUCUGAGAGAGGUGUUGCAACCAACAAUGAUCGAUAUUGAUUCCUUCAAGGCUUGGAAUGAAGAAGCUUUUAUUUUGUGGUUGGAAUGGGCAAGAUGUUACAAGAAGGAUUCAACAUCUUAUAAUCUCUUGAAUUCCAUCUAUGAAGACUAUUAUUUGGUCAGUUUAAUCCAUCAUGAUUUCAAGGAUGAAUAUGCCCUUUGGAAUGCCUUGUUAGAUAAAUGA
Messenger RNA from [Candida] anglica, 1959 nucleotides. NCBI's taxonomy places the organism in Eukaryota, Fungi, Ascomycota, Pichiomycetes, Serinales, Debaryomycetaceae. The record is from the annotation of a GenBank genome assembly.